Monascus purpureus is the source of this 1816-nucleotide messenger RNA. The record is from the annotation of a GenBank genome assembly. Lineage: Eukaryota; Fungi; Ascomycota; Eurotiomycetes; Eurotiales; Aspergillaceae.
AUGGGUUCCAUCGAGACCCAAGAGCAGCACUACGACGUCCUCAUUAUCGGGGCUGGGCUCUCCGGCCUCUACAGUCUCUAUCAUUUGAGAAACCGCUUUCCAUCGUGGCGCGUCCAGAUCAUCGAAGCCGCCGCCGACGUGGGCGGCACCUGGUACUGGAACUGCUAUCCUGGGGCUCGAGUCGAUACAGAGUCCCUCACAUACGGCUACUCGUUCGACAAGGAGCUUCUGGACGAGUGGACUUGGAAAGACACAUUCUCCACGCAGCCGGACGUGCUCCAGUACAUCCAGCGGGUCUGCCAGAAACACGACUUGCGGAAGGACAUCCAAUUCAACACACGGAUCACAUCCGCUCGUUGGCAAGAUGCAGACCGUAAAUGGCUCUUUACAGACGAGCAAGGAAAUCUGUACCGGACGAGGUUUUUCAUAAGUUGCAUGGGGUUUCUCUCCUCGCCGACUCUGCCCGCGAUACCUGGUAUCGAGGCCUUUCAGGGCAAGGCCUUCCACACAUCCCGCUGGCCAAAGGACCUCGUCCUGAGUCGGGACUUUGCCGGCAAGCGGAUUGGAGUCAUCGGUACUGGGGCCACAGGCAUCCAAGCCAUCACGGCCAUAUCCAAGGAACCCAGUAUACGGUCCCUCGACGUCUUCCAGCGGACAGCAAGCUGGUCCGCACCGCUCCGCAACGAAGAAAUCACGCCCGAGCAGAUGGAGAAAUACAGGAAACAAUACGACUCCAUCUGGCAGGGAUGCGCAGAGACGCCAAGCGGUUUCAUGCACAAGGCCGAUCCCCGGAAGUCCCUCGAAGUAUCCGAGGAAGAGCGUCUCGCUCUCUGGGAGAGGAUCUACGCCCAGCCCGGCUUCGCGAAAUGGCUGGGUACAUUCAGCGACACCUACACGAACCCGAAAGCGAACAAGCUCUACUCGGAUUACAUGGCGAGCAAGAUCCGUGCGAGAGUACACGACCCCGAGGUGGCAGAGUCUCUCAUUCCCAAGAAUCACGGCUUCGGAACACGCCGAGUCCCUCUGGAAAGUGGUUAUUUCGAAGCGUACAACCAGCCAAACGUCCACCUCGUCGACCUGCAGAAGACGCCCAUCGAAAAGGUCACGGCGGACGGAAUCCUGACCGUAGACGGCAAACUGCACGCGCUGGAUAUUCUGGUAUGCGCAACGGGCUUCGAUGCCAUCACGGGCGCCUUCAAUGCUAUCGAAUGGCGCUCGAAAGACGGACGGCCCCUCAUCGGCAGUAGCAGCACCAGGGAAGGCGAAAAUGCCAUCUGGAUCGACCACAGACCACGCACGUAUCUCGGCCUGACAUCUUUGUCUAUGCCCAACCUGUUCAUGGUCCUUGGGCCGCACCAGCUGUUUGGAAACGCGCCGCGGAGUAUCGAGCACGCUGUGCAGGUUGUCUCUGAUCUGCUCCAGUAUUGCAAGGAGAACAACUUCCCCUUCGUGGAGCCGACGGAGGAGGCCGUGGACGAAUGGACCGAGCACGUCUACGCGUGUAGCAGGGGGGCGUUGUCGAACGAGGUGGACAGUUGGAUGACCGGUGUCAACAGCAAUGUCAAGGGGAAGCAUGUACGGAGUGUUGCGAGAUACUCUGGGAGCGCUCAGGAGUAUCGCCGGAGAUGUGCUGAAUGCAAAGCUGCUGGUUGGAAGGGGCUGCAGUUUGCUUAGACCGGCUGUUGCAGAAUGAAGGCAUGGAGGCAUGGAGGCAUGGACUGGCUUGUUGAGCCUUCUCUGCUAAGAACUAGACCUGGGUAAUCCAUUCAUUAUGGAAACGUAGAGGGCUGAAUCCAACUCCAUUAUAGCUUCACAA